Molecule: messenger RNA, 489 nt
Organism: Neurospora tetrasperma FGSC 2508
Lineage: Eukaryota; Fungi; Ascomycota; Sordariomycetes; Sordariales; Sordariaceae
Exons: 2
Coding region: 1-489 (162 amino acids)
Source: RefSeq, a predicted model, not a curated record
AUGCGAACUGCUCCUACGGGCUGCAAUGCUGGCAUCUUGGACGUAUCAAUGCUUCCUGAUCGAGAUGGAGGGAUCUUGUCGACAGCAUCAUCGAGAUCGCGAGGCUUGUUGCGGGUUGGCGGCUCAGUUCCCGAAGGACCAGACGACUACGGCACAUACACUUUUGGUUGUAGGAACAACACCAACUUCAACUCGGACAAUUACUACACCCCCUCCAGCGAAUGGAAGAAACAACAAUUUUCACGGUGUAAGAGAGAUCCCGAUAAGCCACGGCAACCAGCCAGCCAGCCAGCCAACCGGGGCGAUGACAACCGAGGCCCCAUCUACACUACUUUGAAUGGCAAGCAUCUAUUUUCCUUGGCAUCUCAACGCAGAUAUGGACUGGGUGCUGUGCCCCUUUGGGUCAUCGAAUCGAUGGCUCCCCAGCCCCCCACCUUCUCCGGCACUCCCAGAAAUCCCAUAGUGCCAGAUUCCCGAGAUGGACGCUAA